AUGAUCAUUUACGAACGAAAUGCCGGUCUAGCAUCGAAUCUUUCCUUCACAUUUGAUUUCGGGAACACUUUCCCGAGUUCCGAUUGUCAUACAAUCGAAUUGAAUCAAACAGAAGACUAUCUUCUACUCCUCGGCAAUCAUGAACUUCAAUUUAUUAAUUUUGACUUGUUUCUCACACCGCCUGUCAAUACGAUCACAGAUGAAAAUUCUAUUAUCAUUCCAUGUGCAUCCGAAACAACAUUCGUACCAUUAUUUGAUCACCAUAAUAUUAACCGACCGAUUGUUCGAUGGAAUUCUCAGAAUUCCAAGCAAUUUGCAUUAGCCAUCGACCGCCUGGUUCGAUUUUAUAGCAUCGAUUACGGACGUAUACAAGAAACAAACUCAAUUGUCGAUACUCAACAUCAGCGUCCAAUUUCGACAAUUUCCUACAAUCCAAAUGAUCCAAAUUGUUUCCUAACAGGAGCACUAGAUGGUCAUGUACAAAUCUGGGAUAUUCGACAUUGCUCAUGGAAAACACCAGCAAAUUUAAAAUUAACAUUAUCAACACCGUUUAGUAUUCGACAAAUACAAUGGGCAGGAGAAAAAUCCAACAGUUCUAAUUAUUUAGCUAUUCAAUGCGACCGUUGUAUACGAAUCUAUGAUAUGCGUCGAACGGAUACAUACUUAAGCUCAAUUGAACAUUCUCAACGUAUCAUCAACAUGGAUUGGACAAUUCAAAAUCAUUCAUUAGUCACACUGUCCAAAGAUAAUUCAUUGAGAAUCUUUUCUACUAGCGGACAACUACUAGCCGAAUCGAUACCUAAUGAACAAUUACCGUUCUCACUGAACAAAGUACAAACAACAGAAUAUGAUAGUUUAUUUAUUUGCUCAUCACAAGAUUCAAUUUCUUCAACUUAUGGUUUCACAAGUUGGCGUUGGGACGAAGAUCAUUAUGUACGUCCAUUAACAGAUCAGAUCGUGUCGACAUGUCCAUUGAACAUCACUGAUUUUCGUUUUGUAACACAUUCGAGAUUUUUCAAUUUAUAUAAUUUAUCUUUUCCAUCUCGUUCAACCGAUGAUUUGACAAAGCAUUUUCCUAUAUUAACUUGGUGCCGCGAUGAUCGUCUACGUUUAGUCGAUAUGGACGCAACAUUUCGACAAACCUGGCAAAACUAUAUUCGACUAUCGAAAAAAGCUCUGUCCGAUUCAACAUCGAUGAAUUCAUCACGACAACAAUACCAUCGAACGAAUUCGACUAAAUUAAUCAUGAGUGCGAUCGAAGAUGAAAUAACUGAUCUAGAUGAAAGUGAUCGAGAUGAAUCGACGUAUCCCGAAUUGUUAUCACCAUUACCACCUGUCAACGGCAACGAAUCAUCGGAAACUGGCGAUGAAAGCGAUAUCUCAUUCACUUCUGAACAUCUGAAUAAAGACGUAUCAAUUGCCAAUGAAUUUAGCGCAUUACAAGCUACUUAUGGCCCAUAUAUUACCAUGGAAACGAAAGAUGAACAACAUCGAAUGUGCAUUCUUCGUUGUACUUAUCCUUUUGAGAGAUCAGAAUCAUUUCGGAUAAGUCUAUUCCUUUCGCGUCAUUAUCCUAUUAUAUCUCAAUUAUAUGUACGUUUUAAAUUCAUCGAAGUUCGUCAGAAUGAUGAACGAUGGAAAAAUUUUCAAACAUCGAUUCAAACACUCUUGGAUGAAACGUCAUAUCAGUGUUUUUAUCAUGGACAAUUGUGUCUUCCGAUAUGUUUGCUCAAACUACAACAUUUGUUCCAUCUGACCUAUAAAAGAGAGAAACGUGCGUCGAUGAUCAUAACAGGAAAACCAAAAUCCAAACAAUGUGACCAAAGAAUGGACCGGUCAGAUCAAGAUUCUCUAGCUAAUCUCAACCAUAACAAUCAUCGGAAAGCUUCUCAUCGAAUACAUGACCUCCUAGCAUCAUCACCAAUACGUCUGAAUGAAAUUCAAUCAUACAAUGGUCCGCCUAUACGUUCGAACCCACGGACGUGUGGUGCUCGAUUUUCUGGUGGAGUACAUUUAAUAUGUUUUGGUCGGACGUGCAACAAUGUUCAACAAUCACCAACAUCUGCACCGCCGAUUAUGAGUAAUUUAAAUGAUGGAAUACUAACACGGCCAUCGCCAUUUCAUAUGCGAUCGAUCAGUAUGACAGCAUCUAAAAGUCGAGGAAAUUCAGGUACAGAUGAUCAACCAUCUAGUUAUCGAUCGUCGGUAGCAACCACAUUGACAAAUACUAUACAAUCUCAAUCGAAUGGUUCCCUAAGUCAACGAAUGCCAAUGUUUUCAGCACCUAUGCGUUCAUCUUUAGGUUCGAGUCUCGCAAACGAUCAUCCACGUAUUUCAACAUCUCUACAUCGUUCGUUCAAUCAUCAUCUAACUCAAACCAACUCAAUUGUAUCGAUCUACGAUGUUUCAAUACUAUUACCAAUCAGUAAAAAGCUAGCCGAUGAUUACAAGCUCGACUUGACAAAUCUAAUCGAUAUGUGUCAAGCGAAUCAAAAAAUCACAAAACAAAUGGCAAAAUAUGAACUUUCUCACUGUUGGCGUUUACUUGCCGGUCUACUAUCCAUUCAGUCGACAUUACCUGAUGAUCAUAUUUGGUUUCAAACUCCAAUUGCUCAAGGUUUGAUUAAACAUUUGAUCGUUCAUUCUAUUACUCAUGGUGAUAUACAGUCAGCAAGUAUGUUUCUUUUAACAACAUUGCAAACCUCAUUUAUGAAACGAACCAAUCAAAAUGAUCAUCUAUACGAUUCGAUACUCUACUCUUACGCAAGUUUGCUCCAUCGUUGGAAACAUUUCUACAAACGCGCACAAAUCUUGCAGAGAACUGAUCAUAACUGUCAAUCACCGACAGUAAUCAACCAAGUUUCUACAAGUAUCAUCUGUUCUAUUUGUUUACAACCCGUAUUGGGUCAGCACUUUCUAUGUGCGAUAUGUGCACAUGGCGGACAUCUGAUUCAUAUGCACGAUUGGUUUUCAUCAACCGAAAUGAAACAUCGAUACUGUCCAGAAAAAGAUUGUACAUGUCGGUGCAUCAUUAAACAACAAGAAUUAUUAACCAUUAAUACAGAUCAUAUACAAAAACAUCAGCAUACACCAACGUUGACACCGAAACCAUAUUAUGUCCGCAAUUUGUCAACCAGUAUGAAUCAUUUAUAG
This is a messenger RNA of Adineta ricciae, 3153 nucleotides long. NCBI's taxonomy places the organism in Eukaryota, Metazoa, Rotifera, Eurotatoria, Adinetida, Adinetidae. The record is from the annotation of a GenBank genome assembly.